ACCUCUAAUAUUCCUCGGCUUUCCAUUUCAUUUGAACAUCUUCCUCCUCUGACUCUCUUUCUCCCUCUCUCUCCCCUUGAUUUUCAAGAUGAACGACCUGCUCACAGAUUCAUUUGUUAGUGAUGCCAAGGGUCAGCCUUCCAGAGAAAGCGAUAUCGAAAUGGGAACACGUGUCCCAGGGAACAACCCUGAUAUGGGAAUGGCUGCUUUCAAUAAACAGGUAGAAGAGGUCGAGAAACAGGUGCAGAAAGUCUCCAUGCUUCUUAAACAACUAAAGGAUGCUAAUGAGGAGUCAAAGUCUGUUACAAAAGCAUCCACCAUGAAAGCUAUUAAGAAGCGGAUGGAGAAAGAUAUUGAUGAAGUUGGAAAGAUUGCACGAAGUGUCAAAGGAAAACUAGAAGCAAUUAGCAAAGAAAACAUCUCCAAUCGACAAAAGCCUGGUUGUGAAAAGGGAACGGCUGUAGACAGAGCAAGGAUGAACAUGACAAAUUCCUUGAUGAAAAAGUUUAAGGACCUAAUGACAGAGUUUCAGACGCUUAGGCAGAGAAUCCAGGAUGAAUAUCGCGAGGUUGUGGAGCGACGAGUUGUUACAGUCACAGGAACUAGACCAGAUGAUGAGACAAUUGACCACCUGAUAGAAACUGGAAAUAGUGAGAAAAUCUUUCAGGAGGCAAUCCAUGAAAUGGGACGAGGACAGAUAGUAAAUACCGUUGAAGAAAUUCAGGAGAGACAUGAUGCUGUGAAAGAAAUUGAGAAAAAGCUGCUAGACCUGCAUCAGAUUUACCUUGAUAUGGCGGUAUUAGUUGAGGCUCAAGGAGAGAUAUUGGAUAACAUUGAAAACCAGGUGACAAAUACAGUGGACCAUCUGCGAUCGGGUACAGAAGCUCUCCAAACUGCAAAGAGUUUGCAGAAGAAGUCAAGAAAGUGCAUGAUGAUUGCCAUCAUAUUGCUCUUGGUUAUUGCACUCAUCAUCGUCCUCUCGAUUGUGAGACCAUGGGAAUGACAACAGAGCAAAUCGCAUCUCAUCUGUCCAGUCUGCCUUAAAGAGGGGGAAAAAAACCCAUCUGCAUACUCUCGUACAAACAUUCCAGAAUAUAUAUUAGAAAUAAAAAGAAAACUAGUACAAUUUGUAUUAUUUCUUUCUUUCUUUUCCCUUUUCAAUUAAAUUGCAUCUCUGUAUUCUAUUACUUUUGAGAUAGAUUAACAAAUAAAAGAAGUUGGCACAUGCGCUUUUGCUUGUUUGUCUCUGAAUUGGGUUGUACAAUGCUUGCAAGGCUGCUUCUCUCCCUUACUUACUCCAACAUCCUUGCUUCUCUCUCAUUACUUAACAUCCAUAAUUUUAAUAUAACUAUUUCUCCUAUUUGGGCAAUGAUAGCAGAUGCUAAUGAACUGAGAUUGGAUUUGAAGGACUGCAUAUUCUUGAGGUAAGAUCAUAUUUCUCAAUCUUUAACAAAUGUAUAUCGAAGUUAAGUAAUGAGAAAUAGUUAUAUUUAUCAUGCAUAGGUAGAAAUAUUUAUAUUAACAAAUAGAUCUCUACAAAGUAGGGCUUUUUCAAAGAUGCAUGGUUUUCUUCUCUAUAUAUGUUCGACAAAUGAUCACUCUUAUAAUUGCUUUGGAAUUCUCUCGACUAAUUUCAAUGCAAAUGUAUAAUGCGAUUCAAAUAAGGGUUUCACUAAAUUUAGACUCAUCAAUACCUGAAGGGACUUAAAGCAUACCAACUUGUGUGUGCAUCAAAUAUAUGAUGGAAUAGAGAUGAGAGAGUCAGCUCGCGUGUCCAUUACACCCUUCACACCAGCUAUUAUGGAGAAAACCUAGCUAACACUUGCCCAGUUAAUCAAGCGGUGCUACUAGUUCCUAACCAUUGUUAUAAGCCAUGAGAUGACAAACUCACCC
Molecule: messenger RNA, 1893 nt
Organism: Juglans regia (Persian walnut)
Lineage: Eukaryota; Viridiplantae; Streptophyta; Magnoliopsida; Fagales; Juglandaceae
Product: syntaxin-132-like
Exons: 13
Coding region: 89-1003 (304 amino acids)
Biological process (GO): exocytosis; vesicle fusion; intracellular protein transport
Cellular component (GO): SNARE complex; plasma membrane; endomembrane system
Molecular function (GO): SNAP receptor activity; SNARE binding
Source: RefSeq, a predicted model, not a curated record